CAGUGGAGGGAUUGGCAGAGAGGGGUGGGGGACACUGAAUGGAGGCCAGUGGAGGGAUUGGCAGAGGGGGGUGGAGGACACUGAGUGGAGGCCAGUGGAGGGAUUGGCAGAGGGGGGUGGCCAUUGGCAGAGGGGGGUGGCGGAAACGGAGCGAUUGGAAAGGUGAAUGAGUCUGGCAGCCGUAUUCAGGAUGGACUGAAGCGGGGAUAGCCAGCGGUGAGGCAGGCCAGUGAGGAGGGAGUUGCAGUAGUCGAGUCGCGGAGUCUGCAUGUUGCGGAGGCGGAGUCUGCAUGUUGCGGAGGUGGAGUCUGCAUGGCGGAGGUGGA
Molecule: messenger RNA, 326 nt
Organism: Staurois parvus
Lineage: Eukaryota; Metazoa; Chordata; Amphibia; Anura; Ranidae
Source: the annotation of a GenBank genome assembly